Penaeus monodon (black tiger shrimp) is the source of this 391-nucleotide messenger RNA. RefSeq names its product chaperone protein DnaJ-like. The record is from RefSeq and is a predicted model, not a curated record. Lineage: Eukaryota; Metazoa; Arthropoda; Malacostraca; Decapoda; Penaeidae.
AAGUUAUCCCGGGGGAUUCCUAAAACAAUUUCGAGGCGGGAGAGAGCGUUCGUAUAAAAGCGCGGGCACUUUUCAGCUAGAGUCAGUUCCCUCCUGGAAAACCCACUGAGAAAUACCACAGCACAAUGAUGAGCCGCAACUUCUUCGUGCUCCUCCUGGCCUCCCUGGCCUUCCUGGCGCUGGCGCUGGCCAGCCCCUUGCUCCUCGGAGGAGGUUCUUUGGUCAUGGUGGUUUCGGCCAUGGUGGUUUUGGCGGCUUUGGCCAUGGUGGUUUUGGCGGCUUCGGCCAUGGUGGUUUUGGCGGCUUCGGCCAUGGUGGUUUUGGCGACUUAGAAAGAGUGCUGCCCAAUGGCAAAGUCAUAGGCUAUGGGUGUUUUGGCCAUGUCUAUUAG